AUGCAUAGAGUUAGAGAAAUUCAAGGAAUCAAUCAAAAAGAAUUAAGUUUAAAUAUAAAUGAUAAUGCUUCAUGGCAUGCCGAUUAUAGUCAUAGUCCAUAUAUCUAUGUUGGUGGUUUAAAUUUCGAUUUAACUGAGGGUGACAUUAUAUCAAUCUUUAGUCAAUAUGGUGAAAUAUCAGAAUGUAAUUUGGUUAGAAAUAAAGAAACUGGCAAAUCUCAAGGCUUUUGUUUUAUAGGAUACGACAAUCAAAAGAGCACAGUUUUAGCAGUUGAUAAUUUCAAUGGUAUCAAAGUUUUGGGUAAAACUAUUAAAGUUGACCAUGUCAAAGAUUAUAAAAGACCAAAAAAGAAUAAUGAAGAU
Dictyostelium purpureum is the source of this 363-nucleotide messenger RNA. RefSeq lists its product as uncharacterized. Gene Ontology annotation, cellular component: U2 snRNP; precatalytic spliceosome; catalytic step 2 spliceosome. The record is from RefSeq and is a predicted model, not a curated record. The annotation marks the transcript as partial. Gene Ontology annotation, molecular function: RNA binding. Lineage: Eukaryota; Evosea; Eumycetozoa; Dictyosteliales; Dictyosteliaceae. Gene Ontology annotation, biological process: mRNA splicing, via spliceosome. The transcript has a single exon.